AUGGCAGAAGAGAACUACACCAAGUUCACCAUCCCCAUACAUCAAAUCUUAGCCCAAGUGAAGGACAAACUUUGGGGAAAAAGACCGCCACCCUUGACAGGAGAUCCAGAUAAGAGGGAUGCAAGAAAAUAUUGUGCCUUUCUUGGGAUGCACGGGCACAAUACGAAUAACUGCUUUGCUUGGAAAACGCACCUCGAAGAACUCAUUGGGGACCGCGAUACCGCCAAGGAGCCACCCCAGAAGGUCAUAAGGAUUAACACAAUCCUGGACGACUUCGAGGAGUUUGAGCUGACCAGCAAAGAAAAGAAGAGGAAGAUCAAACAAGCCACUGUGAUCUCCCACAACUCGACCAGCCUCCCACCAAAAGAAGAUGAUCCCGUGAUCGGCUUACAAAAGAAAGAUCUAAUCGACUUCGAUCUGCCACACAACGAUACUCUUAUCAUCAACAUUCAAAUCUCUCAGGCCAUGGUUGACCGAAUCCAUGCAGAUGAGGGCAACGCAUCCAAUAUCCUGCAACCGGCAGUCAUCCAACAGAUGGACUUGGAGACGAAGAUCAACAAAUCAGCCAAGUCGCUGACUGGCUUCAAUGGCGCGACUACGGUUAUUGUGGGGACGAUAGACCUCGAUGUCUACUCUCCACCAAUGAUCAGCUCACAAACCUUCAUGGUCAUUGAUGAAGUCUCCCCGAAGAGGACGUCGAGCUAG
Messenger RNA from Prunus avium (sweet cherry), 705 nucleotides. RefSeq lists its product as uncharacterized. NCBI's taxonomy places the organism in Eukaryota, Viridiplantae, Streptophyta, Magnoliopsida, Rosales, Rosaceae. The record is from RefSeq and is a predicted model, not a curated record.